Messenger RNA from Nematocida homosporus, 1176 nucleotides. RefSeq lists its product as uncharacterized. Lineage: Eukaryota; Fungi; Microsporidia. The transcript has a single exon. Bases 1 to 1176 code for a protein of 391 amino acids. The record is from RefSeq and is a predicted model, not a curated record.
AUGGAAGGAAGAGACACUAUUCUAGUUUGGCUAGCCCACGAUGAGAUAACUGACAUGGAAGAGUAUGUUCAGAUUUUGAAGACCAAAGAUGCACCGAUGUGCUGUAAAGUGACUUUAUGGGCUUUAGCCCUAACCAAAACCUGGUUUCGUGCCUUGGAGCGGCCGCCUAAGUCGCACUACACGAUCUUUCUAAGGUGUACAGAAGCUUUGCCGUGUCCUGAGUGUUUCAAUCGCGAGGCCAGUGAGCAGGCCGUGCAAAAGGAGUUGGCUAGGACAGGUGCAGCCGCGACUGAGAAGCAAAAUCAAAACAAGGAUAGCGAUAAGAAGGGGAGUAAAGGUUCAGUUGAACUACCUAGUAAAAAGCCAGCUAAGCCAUCAGGCGAUGAGCUAGUGGGUAUUUUAAGUGACGAUAAGAUAGAAGAUAUUCUUAACCAUCUUGAUAAUGACUUUGCUUCGGAAGAGCGUAUUAAGAAAGGGACUAAAGAACGUAUGUACUUUAUCAAAACAGUGCUGAACACAAUCAAACCUUUGCCAGACUAUCAAAUGCUGAUUGAAAACAAAAUAGUAGAUCCAGCGGCCCUGAACAAAAUCCUUGGGGUUGUGGUUUCUGCUAUCUCGUACUUAACUAGGAUUGAGAUUGAGCCGGUUUUUAAACUGGUCUUUUUAUUAGUCUCUAAUCUGAAUGGAAUCUUCUUCAAUCAAAUUGGCCAGGAAAUCAAUACGAAAGGAUUUAACAAGUUUCUGUUGUUUGUCCAGAAUACAGCUUCCCUUAGUCGGACUCGGUUUGUCUUCUUACUCGACUUGAUUUCAGCGCUUAAUCAGAAAGCACUCAGUCAAUUAGUGGUUGAUAUAAUCAAUGGCAAAGUUACUGUUUCGGGUCUGAAAGACAACUUACUAGAUGUGUAUGCGAAGUCAAGUGCCCGGGAAGUCGAAGUCUGUAAGAAAGGCCAUCCUCUUACAAUUGCCCGGAUCUUUACUCCCGUGAUUGUCUUUACACAUCAUUCCGACGCCAAAAGCCUAGAAGAGCUUUCGGAAGAGAAUGCCCGGCUUAAGCAGAACAUUGAGGUACUUUUUGGUGACAUAAAGUACUACAACAGCUGCAACUUGAUUGCAGAUCUCAAAGCCGCCUUAGCCAAAAAGGAAAAGUCCGAUCCCGCCCAGGAGGGUAGCACCUAA